GCAAUGCCUUCCGACAUCUCCUUCGUCAACGCACACCUCGUCGGCCUCCUCGCGAACACCUUCGCAACCGGAUUUUACGUGGCCUACGUGCCCCAAUCCGUCUCCAUUCUCUGGAGCAAAUGGCGCGCCGGGCUGUCGGGCUGGCUCCCAUUCGCGUGUGGCAUCAUCUUCGUCCUCGCUCUCGCCGACUGGUGGUCGGAGCUCGUCCUGGGCUACAACGCCUUCGGGCUCCGGGACGGCGAGCAGCUCGCGAACCCCGCCAAGGCGCUCGCCAACAUCUCCGCCCCCGUCACGCUCACCAAGGGCGUCUUCACCGCGAUGCUCGCCAUGUUCUCGGACCUCAUCAUCGUCUACCGCGCGCUCAUCGUGUGGAACUACAACCUGUACGUCGCCUUCGUCGCGAUCGGCUUGCUCCUCGCGUCCUACGCCCUCGGCAUCUGGUCGGUGUGGACCCAGUUCCAGACGGGGAUCAGGACGGUGGGCGUGCUCGUGGCGGAGGUGUCCGUGCGCGUCAAGUACUUCUUCAUCGUCACCUUCGUGCUCAACGCGCUCUGCGCCGGCCUGAUCGCGUACAAGAUCUGGUCCGUCACGCGCAUGACCGGCAAGCACAUCCGCGACGAGAGCCCCGUGUCGCGGAUCAUGGAGAUCGUCAUCGAGAGCGCCGCGCUCUACUGCGCGAACCUGCUCGCGCUCAUCGUCUCGAACAUCGUCGCCUCGAACGUCUUCUUCAUCUUCCUCCAGCCGGUGCGUCCCCCGCCUCGCCUGCGCCUCUGCGUCUCCCGCGCUGACCUCCUCCCCGUCCCCGCCCCGCAGCUCCCAGCGGUCAACGUGAGCCCCGCUCGCUCCUCGCCCUCCCCUCCACGCUGA
This is a messenger RNA of Epithele typhae, 867 nucleotides long. RefSeq lists its product as uncharacterized. The record is from RefSeq and is a predicted model, not a curated record. The annotation marks the transcript as partial. The transcript is spliced from 7 exons. Lineage: Eukaryota; Fungi; Basidiomycota; Agaricomycetes; Polyporales; Epitheliaceae.